Molecule: messenger RNA, 4187 nt
Organism: Astyanax mexicanus (Mexican tetra)
Lineage: Eukaryota; Metazoa; Chordata; Actinopteri; Characiformes; Acestrorhamphidae
Product: nitric oxide synthase, inducible
Exons: 25
Coding region: 366-3509 (1047 amino acids)
Biological process (GO): nitric oxide biosynthetic process
Molecular function (GO): FMN binding; heme binding; flavin adenine dinucleotide binding
Source: RefSeq, a predicted model, not a curated record
AUGAGCUACAUUUUUACGUCAUUUUGUACAUGUAUUGAGAAACAUCUGCUGGUUUCUAAAAGACAAUAAGAGCGUGUUUCUUUGUGCUCUUCACGUCUGGAAAAAUUAUUGAGUAACUUUUACUGUUGUAAACAAAAGAAAAUGACAACCAGUCUUCUGAUUGGUCCAGUAAUUAAGCCCUUCAGCCAAUCAGGGUGUUGGCUGAAAGUAGGUCAUGCAACAAUGUGCAGUGAAGGAAGGAGAAAGGAACUAGGCAGACAUGUUCCUCCUAAGAAGCCUUAUAGUUCCUGAGUUGUUUGAGUGUGGUGAUUUGCACUUUGAGUCUGUGACACAAAGUAAGUGAGAAGAAGGUCAGUCGCUGCCCGAUGGCAAUGCAAAUGAAGAACUUUCAGAAUGGGUCCAGCCACCAAGACACACUUUAUCACAGAGCCAUCAAGAAUCAGCUCUGCAAACCCAAAGUGUGUGAAGGCUCAGUCAUGAACCCAAAGACUCUAAUUCGUUCCCCUGCCAACACCCCACCAGGACCUAAUGAGCUUCUCAUUCAGGCCAUUGACUUCAUCAACCAGUACUAUAAGUCCUUCAAAACGUCUAAAAUUGAGGAGCACUUGGCCCGUGUUGAUGAGGUGGCCCAGGAAAUCGAUGCCACAGGAACUUAUCAGCUCACCACUGAAGAGCUGGCAUUUGGAGCCAAACAGGCAUGGAGGAACGCGCCAAGGUGCAUUGGUCGGAUUCAGUGGGCUAAUUUACAGCUGUUUGAUGCUCGCCAUUGCAAGACUGCCAAGGAAAUGUUCCAGUUCAUGUGCUCUCAUCUGAAAUUUGCCACAAAUGGAGGAAAUUUAAGAUCGGCUAUCACUGUGUUUCCGCAAAGAACAGAUGGGGAGCACGAUUUCCGUGUUUGGAACGGUCAGCUAAUAAAAUAUGCCGGCUACCAGAUGGAGGAUGGUAGUGUGGUUGGGGAUCCUGCCAGUGUGGAAUUCACGGAGCUUUGUAUCCAGCUUGGAUGGACACCAAAAUAUGGGCUCUUUGAUGUGCUGCCACUGGUCCUGCAAGCUAAUGGAGAAGAUCCUGAACUGUUUGAAAUUCCGCCAGAACUGAUAUUGGAGGUUGAAAUGGAGCAUCCUCAUUACGAGUGGUUCAAAGAUCUGAACCUCCGGUGGUACGCCCUGCCCGCAGUGGCCAACAUGCUGAUGGAGAUUGGUGGUCUUGAGUUUACAGCUUGCCCCUUCAAUGGCUGGUACAUGGGCACUGAGAUUGGAGUGAGGGACUUCUGCGAUCCUCAGCGCUACAACAUUCUGGAGAAGGUUGGCUGUUAUAUGGGCUUGGAAACUCAGAAGUUGUCCUCACUGUGGAAGGAUGAAGCUCUGGUUGCCAUUAAUGUUGCUGUGAUUCAUAGUUUUCAGAAAAAUAAGGUGACCAUCACCGAUCACCACUCUGCAGCCGAGUCCUUCAUGAAGCACAUGGAGACUGAAGUGCGUCUGCGAGGAGGGUGUCCUGCAGACUGGAUCUGGCUGGUGCCGCCCAUGUCUGGCUCUCUUACCCCAGUGUUCCACCAGGAGAUGAUCAGCUACAUCCUCUCCCCUUUCUUCUACUACCAGACUGAUCCCUGGUUAACACAUGUCUGGAAAGAUGAGGAGAAAGGACUGAAGAAGCGAAAAAGAAUUAGCUUUGGAGCACUGACAAAGGCUGUGGUCUUUUCUCAAAUUCUCAUGCAAAAAGCUUUAGAGAACAGAGUCCCUUGCACCAUUCUAUAUGCGACUGAAACUGGAAAAUCUCAGACUUUUGCCAAAAAGCUUAAGUCUAUGCUGAGCUGUGCCUUCAAUCCCAGGCUGCUCUGCAUGGAGGACUACAGAUUUGGUGAUCUUGAGAAAGAACGCCUUCUGAUAGUGGUGACCAGCACCUUUGGCAAUGGGGAAUCUCCAGGAAAUGGAGAGACUUUCCAGAAGAAGCUCAUGGGUAAGAAACAACUCAAAAACAACCUCAGGUACUGUGUUUUCGGCCUGGGCUCUCGGAUGUACCCGCAGUUCUGUGCGUUUGCUCAUGCUGUGGAUGAUAAGCUUGCAGAGCUGGGAGCCAAGUGUGUGACCCCCAUAGGAGAGGGUGACGAGCUGAAUGGCCAGGAUGAGGCGUUCUCUGCCUGGGCCUGCACUGCUUUUAAGGCUGUGUGUAAGGAGUUUGGCAUUGAGGGUCAACUGUCAGGAGCUGAGCGUCUAACAGACAGCUGGGACCCUCAGAAGAUCAGAGUUCAGCCUGACAGCUCCACCUUGGACUGCAUUUCUGCUCUCUCAGCCCUCCACUCUAAGACUGUGUUCCCAAUGAAGCUGAAAAGGAGGAAGAACCUGCAGAGCUCUCAGUCAAGACGCUCUACAAUCCUGGUGGAGCUGGAGGUACAUGGAGCAAAGGAUGUGCUAAAUUAUGCUCCCGGAGACCAUGUGGGCGUUUUCCCAGAGAACUCACCUGAGCUGGUGACUGGAAUCCUGAAGCACAUCCCCAGCGUGCCUCCCACCAAUCAGAGCCUCCACCUUGAGUACCAAGCAAAUUCUGGAGGUGUGGGAUGGCAGAAGGAUGAACGUCUCCCAGCAUGCUCCCUGACUCAGGCUCUUGCAUACCUUCUGGAUAUCACCACUCCACCUUCACAAGGCCUCCUGCGCAAACUCUCACAAGUGUCCAAGAAGGAAGAUGACUGUCAGCGGCUGCUGGCUCUAGCUUCGGACUUUAAGAGUUACUCAGAAUGGAAGGAAUUCCGUAAGCCCAACUUUUUGGAGGUUCUGGAGGAGUUCCCGUCGCUGGAGGUCUCUGCAGCCUUCGUCCUCAGCCAGCUGCCCCCGAUGAAGCCCCGCCUCUACUCCCUCAGUUCUUCUCCUGACCUUCACCCUAAUGAGCUUCAUCUCACUGUGUCUGUGGUCAACUAUCGAACCCAAGAUGGAAAGGGUCCUCUUCAUCAUGGAGUCUGCAGCACAUGGCUCAACACUCUUAAAGAUGGACAUACGGUUCCAUGCUUUAUUCAUGGAUCCAGUGGGUUCCACCUUCCACCAGACCCUACCACCCCUACUAUCCUGAUUGGAGCUGGCAGUGGCAUCGCCCCCUUCCGCAGCUUCUGGCAACAGCGCUACCAUGACAAGGAAAAGAAAGGUCUGAAAGAGAGUCCAAUGAUGCUGGUGUUUGGCUGCCGUGAUUCAGACACAGAUCAUCUGUAUAAAGAAGAAACUUAUGAGAUGAGAGACAACGGCACUCUGAAGAGCAUCACUCCAGCGUACUCUCGCCAGCCUGGACACCCCAAGGUGUAUGUUCAGGAUGUCCUGAAGAAGCAGCUCAGUGAGGAGGUCUGGCAGGCCCUGCAGAAAGCUGGUCAUGUGUACGUCUGUGGGGGCAUGAACAUGGCCCGGGAAGUGGCACACACCAUACAGGAUAUUGUGGCCGGUCAGCUGGGCGUACCUUUCUCAGAGGCUGGGGGAUACCUGGAACGAUUAAAGGCUGAGAAAAGAUACCAUGAAGACAUCUUUGGAGCAUAGCUCUGCUACCUGUCAGAAGAUCUAAGGAAGGUCAUUAUUAAAACCUAAGAAAGGUCAUUAUUAAAACCAGGCUUUUAUAAAGUUAUUUUUUAUGUAUUUAUUCUUGCACAGCUUCCUCCAGCAGUCGCAAAAUCUUGUGUUUUCAGCUUCAAGAUGAAGCCAUAGCCUACAAACUUCAUAAUCUAUAUACUGCUAAAUUAAUAUAUAAGCACUAUUUCGGAAUUAGUAUAGUCAUUUUCGUUCUAUUUUGUAUUUUAGUUCUGUUUCUGCUGUUGUCUGUAUAUUUUUAUUUGACAUGAUAUGAUAUUUCCUAUACAUUAGCAAGCUUUUGACUUUUUAACUGGGCCCAUUAUACUAUCACUUCAGACUUUUCCUCUGUAAAAUUCCUAACACAGUUUGUAUAACUCUAUAUUAUUAUCAUGUGCUUUGUAUAAGUCUAUUGCUUGUAAAGAAAAGUGUAUAUUGUUUUGUGUUUGUCUGAUUAUCCAGGCUUUAAUGUAUGCCAUUGUAAUGAUAAAAUAACUAUGUGUAGCCUAUCCAGGGCAGAAUCAGGGCAAAAGUAAAAUACCCUGAACUACUCUUAAUAAUAUCUUUAACUUAUACUCUCUAACAACGUCUGUCUGUAAGAUGUAUUAUUUAAAAUGUUUAAUUUUAAAUAAAGCAUUGCAUUAAAGAUUU